Medioppia subpectinata is the source of this 4121-nucleotide messenger RNA. The record is from the annotation of a GenBank genome assembly. NCBI's taxonomy places the organism in Eukaryota, Metazoa, Arthropoda, Arachnida, Sarcoptiformes, Oppiidae.
AUGGAUUGAUGGAAAUCCGUGCCAUGACGUCGAUAGCCAUCGGCGAAGAGAUCACCAUUUCAUCGAUUCCGUUGCAUAUGAAUCGUAUCGAAAGACAACGGAUACUGAAUUUCGCUUUAAUUGUCUGUCAUUGCGAUAAAUGUAGACUACAUUUGGAUAAAGAUAUCGAUUAUCAAGAAUUUUGGGAACUCCUUCGCAAACAUGAGAAACAAUGGAAGACUUAUAAGGCUUUGAAUUUUGUUCACAUGAACUUCAACUACGAAAUGGACUCUAAUUUUAUGGCAUAUUUGGAGUCAAUUUAUGGCGAGUUUCAUCCGUCGGUCACAUUCUUCCUCUUGUGUUCGUUCAUAUGUUUCGCAAACAAUUCAUCCAAUCAUUCAUUGAUAAAACUUUGGUUCAAACGUAUUGAACGGCACUUCGACUUAAUCAUAUCAUCGAAACCAUAUAUCGCUGGAGACGUGAUCUUCAAUUUCAAUCCAUUGAUAUCUUGUGUUAAACACGAAUACAAAGGAAAACUUUGCGACAAUUGUCUCAAACCUAUGGAUCAGUUGAAGAGAUGUGCAAAAUGUCUUCAAAUGUAUUAUUGCGGCAAAAAUUGUCAGACAAUCGACUGGUCUUUCCAUAAGAAUGAAUGCAAAGCCUUCAGAGGGAAGACAAUCAGUGAUUUCGACUCUUUAUUUUUGCUAACACUUCGACUCUAUCUUCGGAUCAAAAAUGACAAAACAUUUGCGACCGAAAGACACACUUUUAUUGACGGAUCAGAUGUUUGUCUCAAUGAUAUCAAAGUCAAUGUGAAGAGUAGUUCAUUUGCUAAAAGUUUGGUUUACUUAUCGAUUAGCAAACAAUUUAGAAGUUUAGGCAUUGAUUUUGAGGCCAAAACUCUUCAUCGAUGUUAUGACUUAAUGUCUGAAAACAACUACAGUCUCGUCAAUAACAGCAGUAAUCCAAUGGAUUUCGACUCUCUUAUUGGUUCUUCAAUAUGUCUUGAGUUGUGGCCAAUAAGUCAUUCCUGUCUCCCAAACACGGCGUUUGUCCGCAAAGAUGAGUGGAUUGAAAUCCGAGCCAUGAAGUCUAUAGCCAUUGGCGAAGAGAUAACAAUGGCUUUGAUUGCAUUGUAUAUGAAUGGCGUUGAAAGACGUGAACAAUUGAAAAUACUACAUUUGGAUAAAGAUAUCGAUUAUCAACACUUCGAUCGACUUCUGGAUAAAGAGACCAUACAUUGGAACUCUUCUAAAUGCGAAUGUCUUCGUCACCUGAACUUCACGUACGAAAUGGACUCCAAUUUCGCGUUAUAUUUGGAGACAAUUUAUGGAGGCUUUCAUCCAAUUGUAUCUGAAUUCCUGUUGAAGUCAUUUAUAUGUUUCGCAAAUUCAAUGAAAACAAGUCCUUCAUUACUGAAUGUGUGGUUCAAACGUAUUGAACGGCACGAAGUUCCUUUGAGACCAAAUUCUGCUCAAGACAUGUCCGCACAGAUCGCUGUCAACACAUCCAAAGGCUUCAGUGCCGGCGAUGUUAUCAUUCAAACCAAACCAAUGGUUCACAUCAUUUGCAAUGAAUUCAAAGGUCUGUUUUGCGACAAUUGUCUCAAACGUGAGGAUCAACUGAGACGAUGCCUGAAAUGUCUUCAGAUGUAUUACUGCGGCAAAAUGUGUCAGAUGAAUGACUGGAAGUACCACAAGAAUGAAUGCAAAGUCUUGAGACACACCGACUUCCAUAGGGAACUGUUCUCAUCCGAAGAGAUACUAUUACUUCGUCUCUAUCUUAGCCUCAAGUCUGACGAGUCGUUCGCUACCAAAAGAUAUAAAUUGAUGGAUGGAUCAGAUGUUUGUCUCAAAGAAAUCAUCGUUGAAAAGGAUACCAUGUAUUCCGAUUGCGAGCGAAUGCUUGAGUUUAACAGAGUUUGCAUGUGUUUCAAUGCAUUUGGGAUCAAAUUGAGUGACUUUCAAAAAAGACAUGAGCUUUUCAAUUGGUUCGCAUUCUUGUCCAGCAGCCCAUCACAUGUGGGACUCAAAUGGUAUUCAAGAGAUAUGAAAGACUGUCAGUAUUUCUCUGAUAAAGUUUGUCGAGCGGUCUCUCUGGAGAUGUCAUCUCUUAACCACUCAUGUCUUCCCAAUUCAGCGAUUGUUACAAAUGGUAAGACAUUGUCAUAUCAGUUGUCAUAUUCUCACAACUCUUUGGCAGGACUUUCGGUUCAAUUGCGAGCCCUUAAGGAGAUCCCAAUCGGCGAAGAAAUCACUGUUAGUUUCAUACGUUUGGAUAAAUCAAAGAGUGACAGAAGAGAGGCUCUGAAGAAUGAUUUCUAUGUGUUUGACUGCAAAUGCUUGAAAUGUGAGCUCAAUCUGGACUCAGGAAUCGAUUACAACGCUUUCGAUGAGUUGAUCGCCGAAGAGAUACUCAACUUCGUUGACAAGAGAAGAAUUGAUCCAAACUCGUGGUCAGAAUACGACUCUCUCAGUUCAAAACUGAUUCCCUAUUAUGAGGCAAUUUAUGGCAAUUAUCACCCCUUCUUAACGGCAACUCUUAUGCAACAAUCGAUGACUUCUCGUAUGUCAGCUAUGAUUGCGUCGGAACCGGCCUUCAAGUGGAAGCCAAUGCUUUUGGAUUACUAUAAGACAGUGGAUCAGCACUUGAGGAUCACUCACGGCGUCGAUCACCCGUUACCAAACUCUGCUGAAGACAUGUCCGCACAGAUCGCUGUCAACACAUCCAAAGGCUUGAGUGCCGGCGAUUUAAUAAUGUUGUGCACGUAUUUCUACUCAAUCAGCACUGAAUGCCAAAUAAUACCGAUUAAUAUAGUGUUGAGAGAGAAUAGUAACACAAAUGUUGUGCCAAAAGUAGCGCCGGAUAGCGAAUGGAGUGAAUUGAUUGCUAAUAGAGUUGCCAUUUAUUCGGCAUUUUUGACCGAAGAAUCGGUGGUCAGAAUCACAUCACUUGUCGACCAGGAAUGCGGACUCAUAGCAGUCGACUGUCACUUCAGGGAACACACCUCGAGUAGAGUGAUCCACAGCACUCACGCCACUGUGAAAGUACUAGUGGGUCACUAUAGGGGUCGACUCAAAUACGCCGCCUCACAAAUCCAGUGCCAACUGCCCCGAGAGUACCACUCGUUCGCACAUUACGUGACAAUCGACUUACCAGACUUCGGCUCUACCGGGCGUACGAUUAAAGUACGCAAAAGUGACUCAUAUAAGAACCCGUCCAACGAUUUGCGUACUGUGAUGUGCGUGAUGCCCCUGUACAACACAGGUGACAUGAUCGCUAACUUGGUUGAGUUCAUGGCCUACUAUACGGCCAACGGUAUCGAGCGAUACGUGUUUUACGACUGGGAUUCUGACCCACGUUUCCGGUCACUCGUAUUGAGUAUGAAUUUUACUCAAAUAUUGCCGUUUAAAAUGCCAAUCGAUGGCCUGACUAUACACUCCUGGGGACAGAUGGCCAGUACUAACGACUGCCUACUCCGGCAUUCAAAUUCGCCCGUAAUAUUGGUAGACAUGGAUGAGUUCAUUGUUGUCCGGAAGAGUACGUCUCCUGACAAUAGCCGCACAAUUCAAUCAUUAAUUGUGCGCGAAAUGAGAGACCCGUCCGUAUCGUCACUGUUGGUCAACAACCGAUUCCUGUGCCGCGAAUAUCAGAUCCGACACACGUUUCCACGCAUUUUAAGCCACACUCGGCUCCAGUCCUACCCCUGGAGUCCGAAUUUGAGGUCAAAGGUCAUUGUACUUCGACCUAACCGUGUGAUCGAUGUAUGGGUACAUGCAGUGUAUAUGAGUGUAGAGGGCUUUCACAUGAAGGUAAUGCCCGACACGGAUGUACUGAUGUAUCACUACCGGUGUUGUCGGGGUAUGAACCAAGUGUGGCUCGUAUGGGGUCAUUACGUUCUGUUAUAUUUCUAUUCGGUGAGGGAUCAGUUCACUGAUGAUAAGGCUAUGACAGCGUUUGAAACGCCGAUCAACCGGUUUAUCGCACAAUAUUGUUCAUCUUAUCGGCUCUUCACUCAGUUUUUAGAACCGGUCUUCGAGUGGAAGCCAAUGCUUUUGGAUUACUAUAAGACAGUGGAUCAGCACUUGAGGAUCACUCACGGCGUCGAUCACCCGUUAUUGCAUUUUAAUAUUAUCUCGUUU